Lycium ferocissimum is the source of this 485-nucleotide messenger RNA. Its product is annotated as reticulon-like protein B2. NCBI's taxonomy places the organism in Eukaryota, Viridiplantae, Streptophyta, Magnoliopsida, Solanales, Solanaceae. The record is from RefSeq and is a predicted model, not a curated record. The transcript has 5 exons. The coding region runs from base 1 to 480 and encodes 159 amino acids.
AUGGCAAAUUCUUCAUGGUUCUUGAAAAACGGGUAUCGUAAUGGUUCUUCGUCGCCAUGUUCAAGUUUUACUUUGACAAGAAACAACCUGUACCUUCAAUCUACACCACACAUUCCGGAAGUUCACAUUCCUGAGAAACCCGUAUUGGAGUUCGCCUCUGCUCUUAGGAAUGAGAUGAAUCGCGCCUGUGCAGUUCUGAGGGAAAUUGCAUCUGGAAGAGAUCUGAAGAUGUUCCUUUUGGUCAUUGGUGGCUUGUGGAUCGCGUCAAUCUUGGGCGGUUGCUGUGAUUUCUUGACCCUGUUCUACAUAAUUGUUGUGGUGCUUCACACUGUACCUGUUCUCUAUGAGAAAUAUGAGGAUCAAGUGGAUUCAUUUGCUGAGAAAGCCUUGCAUGAACUCAAGAAACAGUAUGCCGUCUUUGAUGCAAAGGCAUUGAGUAAAAUUCCUCGAGGACCAUUGAGAGAUAAGAAGAAAGCUUAGACAUU